Molecule: messenger RNA, 1365 nt
Organism: Closterium sp. NIES-65
Lineage: Eukaryota; Viridiplantae; Streptophyta; Zygnematophyceae; Desmidiales; Closteriaceae
Source: the annotation of a GenBank genome assembly
AUGGGCACAACCAGGUUCGGGCCUUCAAGUCGCCCACGCAUUGGGAUGCAUGAAAAAUGGGAUGACAUUCUACAGCUGCAGUGGGACGACUCGUUUAUUACACUCGGCAAAGGCUCCCGCACGAAAGAUAAGGUAAAGGAGUUGCUUGUGGGCGAGUGUGAUAGGUUAUUCACUGUGCGCAUCGACGACCAAGAGGACGAGACGCUAGUGGGCCAGGGGGAUGGUACAGACGGCGAAGCUGCUAUGGAAGUUCCGGAUGGAGGGAUUGCAAAGGAGUUUAGACGCAUAGAGGAGGUAACUCGACGUGUGCGAAAGGAGGCGGAAACGGCAAGGGCCGCAGACGAGCAGACAAGGAGGGGGGAGGAUCGGCAGAGUGCAGAGCGUGUGAAGAGGGCGAGGGCGGAGGGUGAGGCGACGGUAGGCAUGGAGGUGGAGAUGCAUCGACCUCACGAUGCGGCAGAAGGAGCCAGAGCCGCAGAGGAGCGAAAAAAAGCGGAAGAGGAACGGCAAAGGGUUGAGGACGCAGAAAGGGCCAUGUUGGAGGCAGAGGCGAACGAACGCAAAGAGGAGGAGGUGCGUCGUACAAUUGAGGUUGCUGAGAUGGCGACGCUGGCAGCAGAGAAACAAACACAGACGCUGGAGGAAGGUGCGAGUUUACGCAUCGAGGAGGAGGCGCGUCGUCAACUGGCAGCAGAAAGGGUGAAUGCCGCAGAGGAGCGAAAGAGAGUGGCAGAGGAAAUGCUGAGAACGCAGGCCGCAGAGAGAGCUAGGGUCGAGGCAGAGGCAAAAAUGUGGAUAGAGGAUGAGGCAGUUCGUCUGAGAGAGGAGGCAGAUAGGGCGACUGCUGCAGAGAGAUUAAGGCUGGAGGCAGCGAUGAUGGUUCGCAGAGAGGAGGAGGCGCGGCAUGCAAAGGAGGCGGCUGAGACGUCGCAGGUCGUAGAUGACUGGAAAAGGGCGGAAGAACGGCAGAGGGCAGCGGCCGCAUUAAGGGCCAGGUUGGAGGCAGAGGAUAAGCAACGCAAAGAGGAGGAGGUCAUGCGUGCGAUAGAUGAUGCAGAGAGGGCGAGGUCCGCAGAUGAGGGCAAGAGAGCGGAGCAGGAACGGCAGAGGGCAGAGGCUGCAGAUAGGGUGAGUGCGGAAGCAGCUGCAAUGAUUCGUGGAGAGGAAGAGGAGCGGCGUGCAAAAGUGGAGGCAGAUAAGGCGAAGGCCGUAGAGGAGCGAAGGAGAGCGGAACAAGAACGGCUGAGGGAAGAAGCUAAGGAGAGGGUCAGGACGGAGGCAGCAGCGAUGGUUUGCGGAGAGGAAGAGGCGCUGCGUGCUAGAGAGGCGGCAGAGAGGGCGAGGGUCGCAGAGGAGCGCAUGUGA